Copidosoma floridanum is the source of this 4269-nucleotide messenger RNA. It is a transcript of the gene Hel89B, whose product is annotated as histone acetyltransferase 1. Gene Ontology annotation, molecular function: DNA binding; ATP binding; TBP-class protein binding. NCBI's taxonomy places the organism in Eukaryota, Metazoa, Arthropoda, Insecta, Hymenoptera, Encyrtidae. The record is from RefSeq and is a predicted model, not a curated record.
AUGCCGAAACAGCUGUUAGCCUUACUAAAAAUUUUACCUCGUCUUUGGCCAUUUUUUAACCAUCCCAGUUCAAGUGUUCGAAAAGCCACUUUACAAACGCUUGAAACUCUAGUUGCUCAGGACAAAGACAUUAGUAUCGAUUCCAAAAAGCUAUGGGGUGAAGAUGGUGUUUUAAGACUUAGAGAAGCUUUACAAAAUGUUUUCCAACGUAUUCUAAUUGAUCAUGUUCCUGUUAUUCAAGAUAUUGCAGAGCGUGUAUGGGAAAAGUUAAUUGUUCAAAGUGAUUUAGAACUCUUGUUACAUGCAGUUUGUCCUGUAAUAGGCACAUGGUUGUGUUUAGCCAUGCAAUCAGAGCUUAUACCAUACAAUACGAAUCUUCUUAUAAAUAUCACAACACGAAGAACUAUUAAUGUUUCAACCAAAAUAUCUUUACCAUCGGAGCUUAAAAUUUAUUUAGGUGGUACAGAAACAGUCCCUCAAAGUACUCGUCACUUAAAUGUUGCACGAGCACGAUGUAUGGCUUCUAGAAUGCUUGGAUUACUAUCAAAAUACAUUGUUAAACCUGCUCCAGGAAUAAAUUAUUCAACGGCAGCUCCAAGUCCAACUUUGUGUUAUGCAAAAGUACUUCUUGUUCAUUUAAAUUCUAAAUCAGCAUUGCAAAGAACAGUAGUAGCUUUGAUAAUGGGUCACUGGGCAACAUUCAAUGAGGCAGAUUCUCUAGUUAUACCAGAAAUACUUAAGGAACAGUUAUUUAUUUGUCUCAACGAGUAUAUUUACUAUGAUGAAAUAGCAAGUUGUCUUAAUCGGCUGCUUCAUGAAUGUCACGAUUAUAUUGCAAUCUUAAAACAAACAAAAAUUUUAUUUAAUUCAGAAAUUAACACAGAUACAGUAAUGAACCUUGAUCAAAUAGUUCAAUUAGCUUCCACGCCAGUUUCAAGUUUGCAAACAGUGGAUUUUGAUGGCUCUGGUAAUGCAUCUACAAACACUACUGCAGUUGAAUCUAAACUUUUGGAAAAUUUGGAAGAACGACGACAUUCUUUAGAGGUGGAAGCUUUAAAUAAGGCAUCUCAACAACAAACCUUACACAUUACAGUAACUGCAGCUUUAGCAGGUGCAGCUACCAUGUUACAUUGCUUACCUAAGCCACCUCAAACUUUAAAUCCACUUAUCAAGCCCUUAAUGGAAUCCAUUAAAAGAGAAAAGGAUGGUGAAUUACAGAAACUUUCUGCAAAACAUCUUGCACACUUGGUUUAUUUAUGUGUUACUAGAAAUCCGUGUCCUAAUUCAAAGAUAAUUAGCAAUUUGUGUAUGUUUUUGUGCUCUGAUCCAGAAUUGUCACCACGCAUCAUUGUUUCUAAUGGAGAAUCAGAUGUCUUUAAUGGAAUCAUGACACUUAGCCACCGACAAAAAGAAGCCGAAAGCUUGGCAUCCCUGAGAAGUAACUCAAGUGGUAUAUUGAAUAGCAGUGGGCUUGGAAGACCUUUAGUUAUGGAUAUUUCUUUAGAACAAACCCAAUUUUUUGAUGAACCCGAAAUUAAUGCUGCUGCAAGAAGAACGCAAGGAGCAAAAUUUGCUCUCACUGAAAUUGCUUCUUUGUUUGGUACUCAGCUACCAAGUAAAUUACCACAUUUAUGGGUCUUCAUGUUACCAGAUAGUUUAAGAAAUUAUAGUAUUAAUUCAAGCAAAAUUAUGUCAUUAGAAGAAACUAAUAAGUUAGUUCUCAGUCUUCAAGUCUUAGAAGUUGUGGUACCAAGCUUAGAUGAUUCGCUUAUUCCAUGUGUUAUGAAGUGUCUAGAAAAUAUUUGUUUUCUACUGACUAAUCCUUACAAAAUUUUAAGACACAUGGGAUCACGUUGUAUAGCAGUAUUAGCAUCGCUUAGGACUAAAGAGUUGUAUAAUUUUGUGAUGCGAUUGGUGGUCGGAUUAUUAGAAUCCCACUCUGGUUUGAGCAACUCGAAAUUAUCUAUAAGUCCAAGUGAAGUUAAUACAUACCGCCAAGGUGCAUCAGAAGCUUUAGCUUGCUUGACCGACAUUUUGGGACUAAGUAUUGUGCCGUACGCUGUUAUUUUUAUGGUUCCGCUAUUAGGAAGAAUGAGUGAUAAAAACGAGGCCGUACGGUUAACUUCUAGUGCAACAUUUGCAACGCUUAUACAACUGCUUCCUUUGGAUUCAAGAAAAAUCAAUGAAGAUAAUUUAACCAAAGAAAGGAUACAGAAACAUGACUUCCUUGAGCAGUUACUGAAUCCCAGUAGAAUUCCAGAUACUAAACUGCCAUUCCCAAUUUUCGUACAAUUGAGGUCUUAUCAGCAGCAAGGUCUUAAUUGGUUAAACUUUUUAAAUCGGUACCAAUUGCAUGGUAUUUUGUGUGAUGACAUGGGAUUAGGAAAAACUUUGCAAACACUAAGUAUCUUGGCUCUAGAUCAUCAUUGGCACAAUCAAGCACCAACAAGCCUUGUUGUGUGCCCACCUACUUUAACUGGUCAUUGGAUUUUUGAAGCAAAAAAAUUUUUUAAAACUGAAAAUUUGUCAGUUGUACACUACUCUGGCAUUCCCCUCGAACGUGAAAAAAUGAGGUUGAGGAUUGAAUCAUACAAAUUAGUGGUAGCAAGCUAUGACAUUGUCCGAAGGGAUAUAGAUUUUUUUCAAGCAAUUCAAUGGAACUACUGUGUAUUGGAUGAAGGACAUAUAAUCAAAAAUGGAAAAACGAAAAAUGCUAAAGCAAUAAAAAAACUACACGCUCAUCACAGGUUAAUUCUUUCUGGUACUCCAAUACAGAACAAUGUCUUAGAACUUUGGUCACUCUUUGAUUUUCUUAUGCCUGGAUUUCUUGGUAGUGAAAAACAAUUUUCUCUUAAGUACUCAAAACCAAUCUUAGCUUCUAGAGAACCUAAAGCUAGUGCGAAGGAGCAGGAAGCUGGUGCCUUAGCUAUGGAGGCUCUUCACAGACAAGUACUGCCGUUUCUUCUUAGGCGAAUAAAAGAAGAUGUUCUUCAAGAUCUUCCACCCAAAAUAACACAAGAUUAUUAUUGCGAUCUUUCUGAUUUGCAAAAAUCUCUGUACGAAGAUUUUAAAACUAAUCACUCAGCCACUGUAGUGAGAGAUUUCAAUACACUUGAUCAUGUUAAACGUAGACAUGUUUUUGAAGCCUUAAGAUAUCUUCGGAAUGUAUGUAAUCAUCCGAAACUGGUACUUCAUCCUAGCCAUUCACAGUAUCAAACGGUAAUAAAGACAUUAGCUUGUCAAAACAACACUUUGUCAGAUAUAGAACAUGGAGGUAAACUGCCUGCUCUAAAACAAUUAUUGCUUGAUUGUGGAAUUGGUCAGUCUCAAAAUCAACAUUCACAGCCAGGUGCACUUGAAAAUCAAUCACAAAUGCAGUUAGUAAGUCAACACAGAGCUCUCAUAUUUUGCCAAUUAAAGGCUAUGCUAGACAUUGUCGAAAAUGAUCUUUUGAAAACACAUCUUCCAAGUAUUACGUAUCUUCGACUUGAUGGAAGUGUGCCGUCUUCUCAACGACACUCACUUAUAACACGUUUUAAUAAUGAUCCAACAAUAGAUGUACUUAUGUUAACUACUCAAGUAGGUGGACUAGGAUUGAAUCUUACUGGUGCAGAUACUGUUAUUUUCGUAGAGCAUGAUUGGAAUCCAAUGAAAGAUCUACAAGCAAUGGAUCGAGCACAUCGAAUGGGUCAGAAAAAAGUUGUGAAUGUCUAUAGAUUGAUAACAAAAAACACACUUGAAGAAAAAAUAAUGAGUUUACAAAAAUUCAAACUUCUUACGGCCAAUACCAUUAUAUCAACAGAUAAUACAUUACUGCAAAGUAUGAGGACGGAACAACUAUUAGAUUUAUUUACAUUAAGUCAAGAAAAAGAGCUAAGUACUAAUCAUACUGGAGAAGAUGAGUAUAAAACAAAAGUAAGUGGAUCAUCGAGCAUCAAGCGCUCCCUUUUAGAAAGUUUACCUGAACUGUGGGAACCAAAUCAGUACGACGAUGAAUAUGAUUUGGAUGUAUUUUUGUCCACUUUUAAAGAUACUUGCUAAGAAACUACAAGAAAUUCAACUAAAACACUAAUGAGCCAAGUAUUUGGUUGCUCAAGAUUUGAAUAAAUGUAAAAUAAUUGUUAAAUAUAAUAAUCUUAUACAAAAACACACUUGUUUAUGUACAUACUUUGCUAUUGCAUAUUGUAAACUCCUUUCUUACUCUUCUUUACCAUGUAAUGUUACUGGUUUAGGGGAUUGUCACAGCCGCAACACAAGUAGACUGCUCGA